Molecule: messenger RNA, 2742 nt
Organism: Corvus hawaiiensis (hawaiian crow)
Lineage: Eukaryota; Metazoa; Chordata; Aves; Passeriformes; Corvidae
Gene: EXOC1L
Product: exocyst complex component 1 like
Exons: 3
Coding region: 65-580 (171 amino acids)
Source: RefSeq, a predicted model, not a curated record
UGCCCCGUGGCGGCUGCGGGGCGCGGGGGGCCGGCGCCCGGCGCUGAGCAGCUCCGCGGGUGCGAUGUCCUCGCUGGUGAAGGAGGACCUGGAGAAGAGGCUGUUCGGACCCCGGCGGCAGAGGCUGCACGAGUUCAUCGAGGUGGAGGGCGCGGGCGCCCAGCGCUACUACCUGUGCGCCGCAGUAAAUAAAAGUAAAGAAGUAGAAAUAUGUAUGGUUAAACACUGGCGAGUGGACCGAGAGGAGAAAUAUGAAAUAGUUGAAAAGUGGUUUUUGAAAGAUCUGGAGAUGAUUGACGGAAAAGAAGCAGAUACUGAUAAUCCGUAUUUUGAUAUGCAUUUCCAAAAAGUCUACAAUAUGGAAGCAUAUAGUUGUGCAUCUAAAUACACCUUUGCUCGAACACUAAGCAACCUGAAUGCGAUGUACCUUAAGAAGGACUUCAAGAUUGUCAACUUUGAUGACACCUACCUAAAUGAUGAUUCAAUCUGGUCAUCCAGCAAUAGAGAUUUCGUAGUAGUUAUGAAGGUUUGCUUCUAUGCUUUCAGCCUUUUAUGUCUCUCCCUCUGUCGUUUGUCCUAAAGAUGUGUUUUCUAACAUUGAGGUGACUGGUUGACUUUCACUGACCAGCAUUUCAUAAACCAUCUGAUCAAAAAGUUAGUAAGUGAUAUGCAGUGUCUCCUUUUUAAUGCUACACGUAAGUAAGAAGUGGAGCAUACUUUUUACAUAAAUAGUUGAUAAUUCAUUUAUAUAUGUUAGGAGGUCUUCACUCUAGCAAAUACUUAUAUAUACAAGAGACUGGAAACAUAGAACCAGUAAUUAUCAUGGUCAGUGGUGAUUGCUUAUGUAAGCAGAGUUCAGCAUUUGCUUAUAUGUUCAUGGAGGUAUAAAUUAUCUUUCACUAAUAACUCAAAAUACUUUUACAGCAUUAGGAGCAUUAACAGUUAGUUUAUAUCCUGCAAGUAGAAAAAAGAAAGGAAUCAAUUGAGUUCUGUAUGAGAAUGAUGCACAUUUCUAUUUCCAAAUGUGUUGAAACACAGAGCUCCGUUAAAGAGAUCACACCUACAUCCCUACAAGAAUCCAAUUCUCAUCCUGAUGGAUAGGAGUACUGCAGUCAGGUACCACGGGACCAACUUUUCACCUAUGCAGCUAUACUAUUUUUCCCACAGAACAUUUAGUACUUCCUCUGGCCUUCACGUUAUUUGUGAUACUGUCUUAGAAAACAAAUGUUCUUAAGCAGCAUCGCUUUAUUUGUCAGACCUUUCAGAACUUCCAUGUCAUUAAUGUCUCCUUUCUUGCCCUUCAUUGCUUAUGAACAGGCGUGGUUAGGGAACAGAAAUUGUCUCUAUCUCUGAACCAAAAGAUAAGAAAAUACUAUGUAAACAGUAGUAGUUGGCUACUAAAGGUACUUUGUAGGCAAGCAAUAGACUUUUCAAAAUUCAUAGAAUUACGAGAAUUAUUUUCACUAGUUUCUAGCUAAGUGUAAGCAUAUUCAGUGCACUGCUUAAAGGCACACUAGUACUUAGAGCUACAUUUACCAGGGGGUGGAGUCUAGUUUGGAAUGUCUCACAAAAAGUAACAUCUGGACUUGUGAUAGCAGCAUACUACAGUAGAAACAGAGGAUAAGUUGCAGCUGUGUUGAACAGAAGCUGAAGAGAACAAUCUUAAUGAUAAGAAGCAUAGUGUUCCUGCCCAGUGUCAGUCAGCUACAUUAGCUGGCUGUUCAUCCCAUAGUCAAUAAAGAAGUGCCAACCCAAAGAAGCUCAUUCAGAGAAGCUUCUGAUCAGAAUGUCCUGCAGGGGAAAAUUAGCUUUCUCCUUUGGCAGCCAAGAGAGUACAGGAAGGCAGGCUGUUGACGAAACUGGGUGUGGGCUUGGAGCUGAGUGAUGUCAGCUCCUAGUAAAUCAGAGGCUGAUUAACCAGCACCUGCCAUCUCUAAAACGGGAUAGUUGUGCAAGGGUACUGUGCUAUACUGUGGCUUGUACUUAGCUUUUGUCUUUCAUGUGAACUCCCACCCUUGAAAACAUUUCUGUAAAUGUUGUUUGGAUUCAAAAUUGAAAUAACAUCAAGUAAGUGAGAAUAUAUUUGAAAACCUGUAAAAUGUACAGCUUUCUACUUUUUAAAUGUUAUCCUAUUGUGUGUAUAUAGGAAAGCCCAUACCUUCGGUUACUUAAUAUUUGGAAGUUAGAUAUUUAUUCUAGUCAUAUAUUGUAAAUUACAUUUGUUCUAACAAAGAUCUUAGUAAUUAUUACUGUAGUAAGACAGCUGUGAGGGCAGUUUAUGUGGGCAACACAAAUCCUCUGGAAUUUUUAAGGACUUAAGUCUUAAAUUUGCCACCUAAAUACUGUUAGAGAGAAGGAUUGUAAUUUUAGUGAUUGUUUGCAUGAUACAGUUGCUCUUUUGAGAAUGUCUUUGGGAUAAUCCAGUGCAAGUAGGCAUGCUGUGACAUUUGAGUAUUAGCUACAAGAAAUAUUUACCCAACAUCCAGCUUCCACAAAAUCAUCUAAUAUAGAAAAUAUAAUUCAUGCUACUGCUAUCUAUGAUACAUUGUCUUGUUUGAAUUGCGUAUUGAUUGUUGAGGUCACAAUGUUUUCCAUAAUAUUUACAAAUUCUUUGCUUAAUAGGCACAAGGAAAUGUUUUCUGGGUGGAAAAGCUUUCAUCAUUCAUCUUGUAAUAAAAACAUAGAGCUCUAAAAAUGAGCACUUCAGAAAAUUCUUUUGAAAUAAAGUACAUGUAUACUGAA